CAGUUACCUUUGGGCAGUGAGUGGGGGAGGACGCACAAACGCCGCCGGAACCCUAACAGUGCUUUAGGAAAUGAAACUGUGAUAGAGAAAGAAAGUAGAAAAUCUCCCACCACCACCAUGCCCUCCACUCAUCUCCCGCUCCUCCUCCUCAUCUCCUCGCUCCUCCUCUUCCACUUACCUCCACCCGCCCACACUCAACACCUCGAGAACGACCUCCAAGUCCUCCUGCACGACUUGGAUGGAGGAGGAGGUGGAGGAGGAGGAGGAGAUAACAUGGAGGAGAUGACUGGAGAUAAAGGAGAUGAUGAUUUUGAGGUGGAGUUGCUGUAUCGCCCUGAUUCUGAAGAUCCACCUCUGAUUCAACCCUCCUCCUCCUCCUCCUCUUCCUCCUCUUCCAUGGGCGUGAGGAGGCUCUGGGGCGUUGAGGAUACCCAGGCUUUCGUGGGGCGUCUCUUCCGGCAUCCUAUCCCGAAGGACGCGUUCCAGGGCCAGGUGGAGUCCUACCAGGUGAAGGGCCUCCCGGCGUGGCUGUCGUGGAACGCUGCUCAGUCCGCCGUGGAGGGUGUGGCGCGCCCCUCCGAUCGCGGCCACCACUACGUGACGGUGCGGGCGCGCGGCGUGGACGGCUCCCGCGCCAAGGACGUGUUUGCUGUGGAGGUGGUGCCUCUGCCGGGCUCCGUGCUUACCCAUGAGGGCGGGCGGUGCGGCGGGGGGCGUGCAGGAGGGCGUGGAGGGCGUAGUUCUGACGUCACCAUACUCACCGUACUACUGCGGGUACACCUGUCCACUCUACCGGCCCCGCGGAGACUCCAGGUGUUGAGGGAGGCUAACAACUUCAUGGCCAGGAAUGCGUCCUUCAUUCCCGCCCCUCAUGACGCCGACCCUCUCGCCGACGACGCCGCACUGCAAGCCGGGCCGGGCAGCUCCACCCUCACCAGCGGAAGGGACGCUAGCUCUCCCCUGCGGUCCCUUUCACAGCUGCAGUGGGCGGUCGGCUGCGGAGGGGACGUGACCGCAUCUGCCCAGCCCGCCCUUGACCGCGUAGAGGCAGCGGCGAGGAACGGAGACCUGGAGAAGCUGCUGGGUCUUCCUGUCCUGGGCUGGCAUGUGACACGGGUCAACCCCACAUCAAACCGCGUGCGGCGCCAGGCGGACUACUCAGGCGACUACGGCGAGGAGGGCGAUGGUGACGGCGGCGGCGACGACGCUUUCUACGAUAGCGAUUACUCCUACAACUACGACUACGACGACUACAUCUACGGCGGGCCCCUGGGGGAGAGCGAUGACGUGGAGAGCAUCGACUACGGGGCGGAGCCGGUGCCGGAGACGCGCGUGAUCCCGAGCCUCGCCACGCCGUCCUUCCCCGAGCCUUCCUCCGUCCCCUCCUCCGCCUCGGUCCCGUUGGCGUCGAGAGUUCAUCCGGAUUCGGCGCUUCACUUCUCCCCCGUUUUGGUGUCGACGCCUGUUUAUGUGCCCGAGAAGCCUUCCCGUAUCCUUGAGGCAAGCCCGACUGUUACCUAUGAGACAGCUUACCCUACAGACCUGCCUUACCCUAGCCUUGAAGGAUCAAUGACUAACCAGCCUACCUCUGUGAUCAGCUCCACCACUCCGCUCACCAUCACACCCGUCACCACCCAGCCCGUCGCCCCCACCACAGUCCGCACCCACACCGAGACUGAGAGUGCUGUCAAGAACUAUCCUCCGCGCAUCAAGAAUAGGAUACAGAAGGUGGCCUGGGUCGCCGGACACGUCUACCGCUUGCCCAUCCCCGCCGACACCUUUGAGGACUUCGAGGAUGGGGACACACGCAACCUCAAGCUCAUCUUCAAGACCUCGCAGAACCUCAACAUUGGCCACAACUCCUGGAUCCAGUUUGACCCCAGCAACCAGGAGAUUUACGCCCUGCCGCUGGAGCAAGACAUCGGCCGGUAUAGCUACUUCCUGGAGGCCAUGGACAGCGAGGGGAAGACCAUCACGGACACAGUCAUCAUCCACGUCCAGCAGCCGAGGGAGGGACGGAACUUCAACCAUCGCUUCACCGCUGUUUUCACGCCGGAGAAGAAGUAUGACUAUGAGUUCGUCUACUCGCUGGACUGGCAGAUCCGUGUGGUGGAGAAGCUUGCGCACCUCUACGGCGACGCCACCACUGGGAAUAUCAAUGUGCGCUCCAUCUCCGAGAACCCCAACAAGCUCACCUGGACCAACACUUCCCUGGCCAACUCGCGCUCCACCUUCUGCCCUGCCGACGAGCUGGAGGCUGUGGCUGAGGUGGUGGUGAGCGGAGAUGAUCACGGCAUGACGAGGGAGGUUAAGGAGGCGUUCAAACCCGAGUUCCACCUCAAACGCGUCCACCUCCACUACCUCGGCCCUUGUGAAGAGCUACGUCCCUCCAAACCAGCCGUCCCCAGGCCCCCCAUAGCUCCCCCUGAGGAGAACGUGGAUGCAGGCGGCGACGGGGACACCUUCAACCGCGAACCCAUCAUCCGCAACCCCAUCGACCUGCUCAACGCUACGCAGGGCUCGCUCUUCAGGUUCCAGGUGCCACAGGACACAUGCUACGACCUGGAAGACGGCAAUUCACACCGGCUCAGAAUGCGGCUGCUCACCUCAAUGCUGGCUGACGUGCCCCUGGAUUCCUGGCUCCAGUUCGAUGUCGCCAACCACGAGUUCUACGGCAUCCCCUUGGCUGACGAUGUUGGCAAGACUGAGUACAACCUGGAAUGCGUCGACAGCGGAGGCAAGAAGAUCAUCGACGCGCUCUUCGUAAGUGUCACACGGAGACCAUCGCGAGGCCUCCCAGCAGCCCAGUUCGACAUCACCAUACAGAAGAGCUUCCGAGAGUUCAACCGUGACGCCCAGCUCAAGGCCAAGCUCGUAGAACGCAUCGCCCAGGCCUUCGGAGACCCUGACCCGACCCACAUAGCCAUCGACGCGAUCACGGAUGGCUCGGUCGUUGUUUCCUGGCACAACACGUCACUGCCAAGCGAUCCAUGCCCCGAGGAGGAGUUACGGAAGUUACGAGAGGUGAUGUUGGACUCGGACGGACAGCUUUUGAGGUCGUUCGUGGAGUCGUUCGCCCCGGAAUACACGGUUACAUCAGGGCGACUAACCCCCGCUGGUGUCUGCCUCGGAGGGGACACGCCAACGCAUAUCGAGGAGGAGGAACACAAGCCUGGGGUGUCGGACAACAUCGAAGGCGAGGAUAACGAGUACCUCAUCAACUUCAUCAUCCCCGCCGUCAUCAUCGCCGCCAUGCUGUUCCUGGCCGCCAUAAUCGCGUGCUGCCUCUACCACCGCCGCCGCUACGGGAAGAUGACCAUGGCGGAUGAUAGGACGUUCGUGUCAAAGGGAAUCCCGAUCAUAUUCGCUGAGGAGUUGGAUGACCGUCCGGACCCCGCCAAGAGCCCAGUCAUCAUGAAGGAGGAGAAGCCGCCACUUCCCCCGCCGGAGUACCAGAGAGGGUCCCCAGCUGCCCCCGCCACCCCGCCGAACACCGACCGCCGCCGCCCGAAUUCCGGUCACGAGGGCGGGGAUGACACACCCUCCUACCAGCCACCCCCGCCAUUCACCGCCACAAAUGGUGCCUCCCGCCACCCUCGCCCUAACAUGCCUCCCACCUACAGGAAGCCACCCACUUACGUCCCGCCCUAAGCCACCGCAAGCCGCCACCCUCAGCCGCCAGCCGCCAUCCUUCCCGGCCGCCCGUAAUGGUUUCUCUCGUGCCAUUAUUUGAAGGGUGUGAGGGUAAGGGGAUGUGGGUGUAAGGGUGGAGAAAUGGAGGUAAGGGGGAAGGGAGGUGACGUGUGUGUGUGUGUGUGUGUAUGUGUGUGUGUGUUGUCCCGGGCCAGUCAGUCAAGAUUUAUUUUUUAUUUUUUUAUAGAAAGUGAUGUAAAAACUGCAGUACCAUCCCUCUGUGUGCGUGCGUGUGUGUGUCUGUGUGCGUAUGUGUGUGCGUUUAUACCAGCCUCAUCAUACUGUCAUCAUUAUCAUUGUUUUUCUGAGAGGAACUUGGAAAAAAAAAACUACAUUAUAAUUCAUCUUUUUACAUAUACUUUUGCAAUUUUAAAAGUAUUGAAAAAAAGCACAAGAUUAUUAAGUUCUCUCACACUUGCACAAAAUACAUUAAUGCCCCACUUAUUAUCAUUAUUAUUAUUGUUAUUAUUAUUAUUAUUGUUAUUAGGGGGAUAUACAGCACAAUGAAAGGAAGUAUUAUGAGUGUUAUACUGAAUACUAUUGUUGAAGAAUAAUGAAGAAAUAAAUAUGGGUGUUAAAAUAUAGUUAUGGAGAGCUAAAUGUGAUGUUUGUAAUUGUUUUUUAUAUGGAUUUUUUUUUUUUUUUACCUCUCUCUCUCUCUCUCUCUCUCUCUCUCUCUCUCUC
Molecule: messenger RNA, 4377 nt
Organism: Eriocheir sinensis (Chinese mitten crab)
Lineage: Eukaryota; Metazoa; Arthropoda; Malacostraca; Decapoda; Varunidae
Gene: Dg
Product: dystroglycan 1-like
Exons: 15
Coding region: 118-3651 (1177 amino acids)
Biological process (GO): morphogenesis of an epithelium; muscle attachment; nerve development
Cellular component (GO): dystrophin-associated glycoprotein complex; dystroglycan complex; sarcolemma
Molecular function (GO): laminin binding; calcium ion binding
Source: RefSeq, a predicted model, not a curated record